UUAAUGCACGAUACAUUCAGGAGACAACUAAGUGUGCUUCUAUUAUAUGUAAACUAGCGUGCAACAAUUAUAUAUAUAUAUUUGCUUCAUAGAUAGUAUUUGUCCGUGUACUUUCAACAAACUUUAUCGUUCUUUUUGUAUUUGACGUAAUUUACUGAAAAUGUGACUGGACUAAUUAAUAAUGUUGCCUGUUUUGAUGUUAUAAUCUCUAUACUUGCCUAAAUCUAUCAGUUAAAAGCAUAGUUUACUCAAUUCUGUCAUUUACGCUCGUGUUGUUAAAACUUGUAGGAAUUUCAAAUGAAAUGUUUGGCGGAAUGACAGCGUCAGUCUCCAUUCACCGUCGCUGUAAGUAAAGUUGCAAUGAAAGUGAAUGGAGACAGUGAAAGAAAGACUUGCAGGUUUGGAGCGAGUAAAUGAUGACAGAAUGUGUAUUUUGAGGUUUAAUGAGGAUGGUGUGUAUCAGAGCUGAUACUCUCGUCUAGUACAGGUGGCCUGGUGUCGUCGAGUUGCUGAAUGAGGAAAAUGAAAGUAACCUCUGCGGGUGGCGAAGUAUCAGUUUACUCAGACAAACGUUUUGGUGUUUUGUUUCUGACUGUCAAAAGGAGAUUUGUUUGAUCAAAUGUAAAGAGCUGCAGUACAAGCUGAUAAUGGAGCUUCCAAAGUCGAGCAGUAAAGGAUCCAGCCGUAGAAUCUGCAAGCAUACAGACAGCAACAAGUUCCAAAGAGACAGAAGGAACUAUCUGGAACAGACUUUGGAGGAAACCUGCUCACCACAAGCCACAGAGAUCAGCAGUCAUUUACAAUGUAGAGAAACCAGAUCAAAUUCCCUCACAGCCGACAGAGUAGACAAUCCUUCAGAAUCCAAAGCAGGGUUCAUCACUUCUCUACAGCCUCUGAAGAUCCAGUGUAGUCCAUCUCAGGCCCCUCGACCUCCCACCCUACAGGAAUGUGAGGUCAUCAUACGCCAGCUGUACAACGCUAACAGCCUGCAGUGCCAGGAGGUGAGAUCAUAUUUCUUAAUGCCUCUCGAUAUAUUACAUAACCUAUUUGAAUUUGUCUCCUCUCAGAUCCAACGUGUGAAAGCUGUUCUCAAAGAUAUUGUAUUCAACAAGAAAAUAACUGCAGAGAAUUACAUUUUGACCAAGGCCUAUCUUGCUGAUGGUAAAAGAGCUGACGAAUCAGACACAUUUCCUCAGCUUUCUCUCCAAACACUGCCCAAAGGACUACCUGUGUCACAGGCUAGAAAAGCAGAGAAAGUGAUCCUCCCUGCCCUCAAACAGCCCCUCAAUAACAUAGCAGACAGACACAGGAGGACUCAGGCUGUGCAGAGACGUCGUCUACAGAGGACUAUGCGCUGAUGGACCGGUCA
Molecule: messenger RNA, 1369 nt
Organism: Onychostoma macrolepis
Lineage: Eukaryota; Metazoa; Chordata; Actinopteri; Cypriniformes; Cyprinidae
Gene: ccdc74a
Exons: 6
Coding region: 648-1358 (236 amino acids)
Source: RefSeq, a predicted model, not a curated record